CAAAUAGAUUCAUGGGUUCGGCAGCCAGUGGUGGCGUUCGACCGACUGGUCAUUCGACCACCGAACUUCGAAUUUUGUUGGAAGGUAGAGGUGAAGAAUUAGAGAGAAGUCGGCGUUUACUUAAUGAAAAGGACCGUGAAAUAGAAAAACUUAAACAUGAAAUUCAAAAACUUCAAUCCGUCUUACGAGAAACAAAUGACUUAGAGAUAGAACCGAUCUUACGGAGCGGUCAAAAGAGGAGGGCAAAAUUCGCCGUUUCGGGUGAAACGUGGACGGCUAGCAACGCAACAAAUGUUGCCUUUGAACUGAUCCAUCACAAUAAGGAUUUCCGGUUAGAAUAUAUUUUCUUUCCUUAUUUCUCAUUCCUCAUCUUACUACAUCUUUCCUUUUACACCAAAUUCAACACUCGUUCCUCUUUCUUGUCUAUUUCUUCCUUGUCGUGUUUUUUAAAACCUCAUUUUUACCAUGAUAUUAUUAUUUAAACAAAAAUUGUCAGUUGUUUUUUGUUAUGUAUAAACGCUAGAGAAACUGCAAGCGGUUGUUUGCGUUAGGUAAACACCGCGAAAACUCGUCGUCAUAGAAUCGUAGGCCUUAUCGUAAAUCAUUCAAAGUUACAUACUCCAAGGAACUGAUAAAGCGACUUUCUUUUCCCGUCAUGCUUUUUUUUAUUCUUACCUUCUUAAAAAUAGAUAAUUGAAAUCUAUUCAUCUCUCUAAAAGAAUAGAGCGAGAGAGAGAGAGAGAGAGAGAGAGAGAGAGAGAGAGAUGAUUUCCGAUUUUCUCCUUUCUCUUUCUCUCUUUCCUUUUUUUUGUACAAGCGUGUCAUUUAACAGUCAUUUCUCGUAAAUUAUACUUUAUUUUAUUUCUUCUUUGUUGAAUCUUUUUACAGUCGUCGUUGAAUAAAAAUUACUGAUAAGGAUAGCGUAUUGUCGGCUUUAAAAAAUGAGAGUAACUUUUUGUACAGACUCUUGACGCCUUCAAGUGGAAUAUUUUAAGCUAACUUUAACUGUAAACUCACGAAUUGUUCAUUAUUCAUUGUACUAAUAAAUCAGUUUCUUUUCCUCUUACAAAAUCCUCCACAAUUAGUUAUAUUCUUACUGUUCUGUCAAUAAUAUUUACUUACGAUUUAGCCUGGAUCAUUCCCAAUGGUACUGUUUACUGUGAUUAAACGCUUCUUUUUCUUUUCUUUUUCAGUUCUAAACAACUGAUUAAAGAUGCUAUAACUAACAAUGACUUUCUUAAGAACCUCGAAACAUCUCAGGUUGUGGAGGUUGUUGAAAGUAUGUACGAAAAAAUGAUUUCCCAAAAAGAAUUCAUAUGUAAACAAGGUGAACCUGGAAAUGCCUUGUAUGUAUUAGCCCAGGGAUGCCUGGAAGUGACGCAGGAUGGUAAAACCUUGGGCCACAUAAAACCAGGCAAAGUAAUCGGGGAGCUAGCCAUUUUGUACAAUUGUUCCAGGACGGCGUCCAUACAAGCUUUGGAAGACGGAAAAUUAUGGGUAUUGGAUAGAAAAGUGUUCAAGACUAUCAUGAUGAAAUCUGGAUUGGAAAGACAAGAUAGAUAUAUGAAGUAUCUGGAAAAAGUUGAAUUGCUGGAGAAAUUGGGAAAAGAGCAGUUGGCCAAAAUAGCUGAUGUUAUCGAGGAAGAUUGCUACUUUGAGGGAGAUCAUAUUGUCAGGGAGGGUGAAAGAGGAGAUACCUUCUUUAUUAUUAAUGAAGGACAUGUCAGGGUUGAAAAAAGAACAGACGAAGGAACGGCUAUUGAGUUAAAUAGGCUAGGAGCUGGAAAAUAUUUCGGGGAAAAAGCGUUGCUCAGCGAAGAAUACAGGACAGCUUCUGUAAUAGCAGCUUCAAAAGUUGUCUGUUUAACUGUUGAAAGAGACGCUUUCUGCCAAUUGGUGGGAGAUUUAAACGAAUUACGAGACGAAUUAGCAAAUAAAAGAUAUACGGGAGAAGAUGAUAAAAAGAUAAGCGGUACCUCAGGCGGUUCCGUCAUUCAAGUACUCGAUAAAUACAAGAAUAUAGAAUUGGAUCAUUUAAAUAUUGUUGCAACAUUGGGAGUUGGAGGAUUCGGUAGAGUUGAAUUAGUAACCUCCUCGUUCUUUCCUGGCCAAUCAUUAGCUUUAAAAUGCUUAAAGAAGAAGCAUAUUGUGGAAACAAGACAGCAGGAACAUGUCAAAUCAGAAAAGAAGAUAAUGAUGGAAGCUGAUUCGCCAUUUAUAGCUAAAUUGUUUAAGACGUUUAGAGAUAGGAAAUUUGUUUAUCUCCUAAUGGAAGCCUGCUUAGGCGGAGAAUUAUGGACCGUGCUCAGAAUUAACGGUACUUUUGAUGAUCCAACGGCUAGAUUUUGCGUGGCAUGCGUAUUAGAGGCUUUUGAAUAUCUUCAUAACAAAAAUAUUAUAUAUAGAGAUCUUAAACCAGAAAAUCUACUUGUCGACUCAUCCGGCUUCGUUAAGCUUGUCGACUUCGGUUUUGCCAAGAAAUUAAUGGCAGGACGAAAAACGUGGACGUUUUGCGGUACUCCAGAAUACGUUGCUCCAGAGAUUAUUUUAAAUAAAGGCCAUGACUUUGCCGCUGAUUAUUGGGCCAUAGGAAUUUUAAUGUUUGAGUUAUUAACGGGAAACCCUCCGUUUGUUGCUCCAGAUCCUAUGAAAACUUAUAAUAUAAUUUUAGAAGGUGUAGAAAAGUUAGAUAUGCCUAAAAAGGUUGGAAGGAACGCCACAAACCUCAUAAAAAAAUUAUGCAAAAGUAAUCCAACAGAAAGAUUAGGGUAUGGUAAAAAUGGACUAAUGGAAAUAAGGAAACACAGAUGGUUUCAAGGUUUCGAUUGGGAUGGUUUAAGAUCUAGAUCCAUUCCAGUACCAAAAUCCAUCAAACCAACUCUAAAUGGUCCUACAGAUACUUCAGUGUUCGACCAUUAUGAAAAAGAUACGACCAUCCCCGAAGAUGAAAUUUCUGGUUGGGACGAAAAUUUUUAAGAGAGUUGAAAGAGUAUUGGAAUUAUAAAAUGAAGAAAAGCAAAUAAUUUAAAAGGUGCUCUUUUUAUUGAAGAAUCCUUCCCAUGAAACUUGCCUUCAGCUUUCUUAUAAAAAUAAAAACAGCAUUCAAAAUUCUGACAAAAUUUACUGAGAUGUUAAUAAUUUCUAAUCUUCACUUCUUUCAAUUUUAUCUCUCUUCUUCCUCCUUUUUCCCAGUUACCUUUUUUCAUUUCAUAUUCGAUCUUUCAAUGAAUUCUACUCCUUCUUAUGAUCUAAAUAAAAAAAAGACGUCUAAUACUUACCUAGUUUUAUUA
Molecule: messenger RNA, 3290 nt
Organism: Dimorphilus gyrociliatus
Lineage: Eukaryota; Metazoa; Annelida; Polychaeta; Dinophilidae
Source: the annotation of a GenBank genome assembly